This is a messenger RNA of Centropristis striata (black sea bass), 2381 nucleotides long. RefSeq names its product protein tyrosine phosphatase non-receptor type 2a (gene ptpn2a). The transcript has 9 exons. Gene Ontology annotation, biological process: protein dephosphorylation. The record is from RefSeq and is a predicted model, not a curated record. Lineage: Eukaryota; Metazoa; Chordata; Actinopteri; Perciformes; Serranidae. Gene Ontology annotation, molecular function: protein tyrosine phosphatase activity. Bases 161 to 1411 code for a protein of 416 amino acids.
GCGUGCAUGUAGUACAUAGACUGUAGUGUUGUGCAGGAGCAGCAGACUCCCCGCAGGUUACACACACUGCUGAGAGAUGGCUGACAGAAAGGAGUAACUUAGUGAACGGUGCUGCAAACACUGUGACCAUUCAGCAACUGUCUCGGGGCACUACUACACCAUGGAGCAAGAAUUUGAAGACAUUGAUUCGGCCGGGAGAUGGCAAAACCUUUACAAUGAGAUCCGUAACCAAGCUGGUGAAUAUCCUUACAAAGUGGCAAAACUUCCAGUGAAUCGGAAUUUAAACCGCUACAGAGAUGUCAGCCCAUAUGAUCACAGUCGUGUGAAACUUGAAAACUCUGAAAAUGACUACAUCAAUGCAAGUUUAGUCAUGGUGGAAGAAGCCCAAAGAGCUUACAUUCUUUCUCAGGGGCCUUUGAGGAAUACCUGUGGUCAUUUCUGGCUGAUGAUUUGGGAGCAAUGUUCCAAAGCUGUUAUUAUGCUCAACAGAGUCAUUGAAAAGGGAUCUGAAAAGUGUGCACAGUACUGGCCCACCACAGAGGAGCAACAGAUGUCUUUCACAGACACAGGAUUUGUUGUCAGGCUACUUGCAGAGGAGGACCAAUCACAUUACACCAUCCGGGUGCUAGAACUGCAAAACACAAUGACGGGAGAGACGAGGGAGAUCUACCACUUUCACUACACCACGUGGCCUGACUUUGGUGUCCCGGAAUCUCCAGCCUCCUUCCUCAACUUCCUCUUCAAGAUUCGAGAGUCUGGCUCGUUGGGAGCGGAGCACGGGCCCUCGGUGGUGCACUGCAGCGCUGGGAUUGGACGCUCUGGGACUCUCGCCUUGGUGGACACAUGCCUGGUCUUGAUAGACAGGAGGAAGACUCCAUCAGUGGACAUACAAAAGGUGCUACUGGACAUGAGGGAAUACCGCAUGGGCCUGAUUCAGACCCCUGACCAGCUCCGCUUCUCCUACAUGGCUGUCAUCGAGGGAGCCAAGCUCAUCCCGACAGUCAACCCAGCAGCCCAGCAGAACAAGCAGAAAGUGAUAUCCAAAGAUGUCUUGGAGCCAGAUCUGUCCCCUCCACCACCUCCACCCAGACCUCACCUUAAUGACAGCAAGCCCAAUGGUCAGCCAUCACCCUGUGUGGAGCCACAGGACCCCUCAGAAGACCACAUACCGGCAGAAGAUCCAGAUGGCCAAGAAGACAACACAGCAGAAACUUUGGGGCAUGUCAGAAAGCGACACCGUGAAGAGAGAAUUGCCAGCACCUCACAGAAGGUCCAGCAGAUGAAACAGAGACUGACCGACUCAGAGAGGAAACGAGACAACUGGCUGUACUGGAGACCCAUUCUGCUCAACGUUGGUGCCGGGGCGGCCGUGGCUGUUGGCCUGCUGGUGUGCUGGAUGUAUUCCCAGUAAAAACACUUUGGGUCGCUUAAAACUGACUCCUAUUUUGCACCAGUACCUGGGAUUAGGUACUUCUCUAAGUAGAUGUAGAUGGUAAUAUGUGCAUAACUGAGGGUAUUUAUUUCUUAAGGUCAAAAUGCGGGCGCGCUAUAUCAAAUGAUUGUGUGCAUAUUUUCAUGUAAGAUCUUAACAAUAGUUACAUCUCAGGAUCUUGGUGCCAGCACGAUGAUUUAAUUUCCUUUCCUUCUUGUCACUGUUGAUGAAUGUACUGUAUAAUGGCAAAUCGCUUUGAAAGAAACUUAAAGGUGCAGUACAGAGCAAAAAAAACGACAUAAUUCUGACAGGUUUGUUUUUGCAUUCUUUAUUUGUAAAGGUCAGAUGUGUGUUAAUCAUCUGUGGACAUGUUUUACAUUUCAAAAUGAAUUGUGUUAACUGUUCAUCCUACCAUGGAUGUGUAGGAAGCCUCCACAGGUCAGCUAUGCGACUUUUUUGUUGUUUUUCUGUAAUGAAAUUUGCAUAUCAUGCAUGCAUUUAGAAGUUUUCCACAGCACCACUUGUUCUUCCAUUUAGCAGGGCAUCCCAAAACGGCCAGAUAUAUAUUUUUGUGUGAUGGGACACUUCAUGGAGGGCUGCCUUGCUGAUGUUUCAAACUUUGCUAGAAUGUUAACCUUUUUAUUUUCUGUUUAUAUGAGCACCUUUUUUUCAUAGGUUUUGGUUGUCACUUGGAUCAUACAAGCUUUCCGGUCCCUCACCACUUAGUGUGUGUAUAUUCCCACUGGAUGGGCGCAUGCGUAUAUUUUCAGGUUGUCCCACUAUUGUUUUUGCGGAAACCAAAGCAAAACUGUCCGUGUUUGAAAGGUAACAGUCAGGCAAGCUGUUAAUUGAUGAAAUCUUGUACUCCCUUUAUGUGGAAUGUAUUUUCUUUUCUUUUUUAAAUUUCUGACAGAACUGACGACUACAUUACAAAUUGAUAGUCCCAGUG